Messenger RNA from Prorocentrum cordatum, 1661 nucleotides. The record is from the annotation of a GenBank genome assembly. NCBI's taxonomy places the organism in Eukaryota, Dinophyceae, Prorocentrales, Prorocentraceae.
CGGGUGGAUCCGAGGCCAUUUUGGCCCUGGCGUCUCAUCACCAACCUCACAAUUUGCGCCGCGCCGCUGUGCCGCGCCAAAGGCGACGGCGGCGCUGCGCACCGCCACCAACGCCCGACUUCACCCUACCGCUGCCCCCCCAAACGCGCGCGCGCGUGCAGAUUCGGCGGGCCAUGGCGGCCCUCCAGGGGAGCGCGAGCCUGAUGCAGGGCGACUUCCUCGACGGGGUCGUGGAGGCGACGCUGCGCGGCAUGGUCGGCCAGCUCAAGGCCGAGUACCGCAGGGAGCUCCGGAGGGCCCUGGCGGCCGCCGACCCGCAGGCGCCCGGCCUCGCCCGCGCGGAGGCCCCGCGGGUGCCCCCCCUGCACAUGCCGGCGGCGGAGUUUGGCGACGACCACCUCCGCUCGGCUGGUGGGCUCCUGGCGGUGGAUCUGUCCGAGCCUCCCGUCGCGGAAAGUGCCGGGCGGUGCACGACGUGCCCGCCGCCUCCGAGCGCCUCCUGGCUCUCCCCCAGGCGCGGAGCCUGGAGGGAGAGCAGGACGACGAGCGCAAGCAAGAAUACGGGGUCCAGCAACCGAAGGUCGCGGCUUUCGUCGGUGCGUCUCUGCGAUAAUCCCAUUCGCGGCAACAGGUGCAUCGAUAAAUGGCAGGGCAGGCUGAGUACUCGCGAGCAGGAGGCCUGCAAGAGUCUCAGGGACGAGGAGAUGGAACAUGAGGAGAGCGUGUUCGCGAAGAGAGCGGGUGCGCGUAUGACGUCGUUGGAAGCACCCGCCCCUGAUGAAGCCAGUCGAUGCAGAAUGCUCUCAUACAAGGUCGUUGCAAGCUCAAACUUUGAUUUCGGCAUGGGCAUCGUCAUCAUCAUCAACGCCUUCACGAUAGGCAUGGAGACCUCCAUCUCGCGGCACGGGCAUCGAAUCCCUGCGUCGCUCCAUUUCCUGGAGUACGCCUUCGUCAUCCUCUACUGCAUAGAGCUGCUCCUGCGAGUCUGCGCCAGCGGCGGACGAAGGGCGCUCUCGAGCCACUGGGUGAAGUUCGAUGCUGCGAUGGUGGCGGCAGGCAUCCUCAAUUUUCUGCUCACGGUGACGUCGCUGGGCGGCGGCGCGGCGGCUCGCGCCGUGGACCACGUCAACAUCCUGAAGGUGCUGCGGCUGUGCCGCCUCGUGAAGACCGUGCGGGUGAUCGUCCAGUUCCGCACCCUGUGGAUGCUCGUCCAGGGGCUGAUGUACGCCGUCCUGCCGAUGUUCUGGACGGAGGCGAAGAAAGCGUGGAAGAGCGUCAGGCGGAAGAUCCUGAUGCCCAAGUUGAGGAGCAUUUUCUUCGCUCUGGACACGAGCGGCGACGGGGAGGUGGACCGCGAGGAACUCCUGAACGCCCCGCCCGACAUCAAGGAGGCCAUACAGCACAUCGUCGGCCUGGACGAGCUCGAGGAGGUGUUCAGCCUGAUGGACUACGACGGGAGCGGCGUCAUAGACAUCGAGGAGUUCGUGGACGGAAUCAUGCGCUCGCAGGCGGACAAGCCGUCGGAGCUCUUCGUGCUCGUGAAGCAGGGCAAGGCCAUCCUCGACCGGCUGCAGGGCCUGGAGCCGCGCCCGGCCGUCGAGGUCCGCGCCGACGGCGGCGCUCCCCGCGCCUGCCGGAGCUGCGAGCCCCUCGCCGCCUGA